AUUUGCAAACAUGGCAGCGUUCGGCAACAGCUCAUGUUGGAGCACUCCAGAGGUUUAUAAACAUCAUGAGCAGCAAAAUAUUUGCCCCUCACGACCGAAGUAUAGAGAAGGGAGGAGACCUAAAGCAGUUAAGGUGUACACCAUCAACUUGGAGUCUCGUUACCUGAUGGUGCAAGGAGUCCCAGCCAUCGGGGUGAUGACAGAACUGAUCCAGCUCUCUGCGCUGUACGGGGCUGUGGAGGAGUACAGGGUGCUGGAUGAGUACCCUGCAGAGGAAUUCACAGAGGUCUACCUCAUCAAGUUCCAGAAACUCACCAGUGCAAGGGCGGCCAAACGGCAUAUGGAUGAGAAGAGUUUCUUUGGAGGUUUACUACAUGUGUGCUAUGCCCCUGAGUAUGAGACAGUGGAGGACACCAGACUGAAGCUGCAAGACAGGAGACGAUAUGUGAACAGGACGACUCAAAAUAAAGCAAAGGAACAGGACCAGGAGGAUGAAAAGAGCAAAAAACCCAUGUCGUCAGAUACAGUUGCUACCACAGCCAGGACUUCCUCAGGUGAUAAUCAGAGAUCCAGUGAUACCAGCAACAAGGGAGAGACUUCGAGUACCAGCCAUGGCCAUUAUUUAGGAUUUCCCUUAUUGCCUUUACCCCCACAGGAGUUUCCUCCUUACAGACAUGCCCCAUCUAAUGAUCUGUCUUAUAGUUAUCAGGCAAACCAAUGCAGGACUAUUCCAACCGAGGACAAAAUGGGGUCAUUGCAUAAUGCCAUAGAUACUAAACAGCAGCUGGCACCCAUUGUAAGCAGCGUUCCCUCCUCUUCUGGGGGAGACCGAGGAAUAGUGAAAAGACUGAGUAAAAAUCCACCCCCUGCAGCACCCCCAAGAUUCGUACCGAGGACCACAGAUUUGGAGAACAGAAAACGGAAAAUGGUAGAAACUAAUAAAGACUCACUUUUUGGCUUCGUGGACAAAAAUGAAACCCUCAUUGGACCAAAACUACCAGAGCGGCCUAAAAUGGAUAUGGCGGACGAGUCGUUGAACACAACAGCCAACAUGAUCAGAAAUACAUUGAAAAAAGUUGCAUCAGUUCCUGAAGUCAAGCCAACAAAGACAAAGUCAGCAAAGCCUCGGAGGAGAAUCUAACAGACAUGUCCUGAAAGACUGCUUCUCACAGGGAAUGAGGUGGACAUUAGCAAGUUCUUAUAUUUACAUAAUUCAAACGGAACUUCAUAUUUUCUCAACAUGUUUUAUUUAUACAUUUCCCAUCAGUGUAUGAGCAGUUUUUUGUUAAUAAAAUUUAGUGAUGUCCUUAA
This is a messenger RNA of Coregonus clupeaformis (lake whitefish), 1311 nucleotides long. RefSeq names its product RNA binding motif protein 48 (gene rbm48). NCBI's taxonomy places the organism in Eukaryota, Metazoa, Chordata, Actinopteri, Salmoniformes, Salmonidae. The transcript is spliced from 5 exons. The record is from RefSeq and is a predicted model, not a curated record. Gene Ontology annotation, molecular function: nucleic acid binding. Gene Ontology annotation, cellular component: nucleoplasm. Bases 11 to 1141 code for a protein of 376 amino acids.